Molecule: messenger RNA, 3186 nt
Organism: Arachis stenosperma
Lineage: Eukaryota; Viridiplantae; Streptophyta; Magnoliopsida; Fabales; Fabaceae
Product: potassium transporter 3
Exons: 9
Coding region: 244-2661 (805 amino acids)
Biological process (GO): potassium ion transmembrane transport
Cellular component (GO): membrane
Molecular function (GO): potassium ion transmembrane transporter activity
Source: RefSeq, a predicted model, not a curated record
CCAAAAAUUAAUGACAACGCUGAUUUUUUCACAGGUGAAAGUUCUCACAGCUUUUUUACACGCCAGUCUGCAAAUGGCGGAAAAACAUUAGUUAGAGAAGUUAGAGGCAGUUUCGCGGUCUAAUCACUUCAGGAAUUGACUUUCCCUUUCUUUUAUCCCCAAGAGAAGAGGAAUUUCUACGUUUAAUCUGAUUCAACGCCAUAACCAGAAAGAACGCUGCUCUGUUCCUGUGGCAGCUUCGCUAUGAACUCGGACGAUGCCGACAGAGACAAUCGGGGUUCAUCUACCGUGGUACCUUAUGGUUCCCAACGGAGUUCAUCGACCACGGUGGACGGCAGAUUUCAACGUAAAGCACUUCUGUUUCUGUCAUACCAGAGUUUAGGCUAUUUGUUUGGAGAUCUGAGCACCUCCCCUCUGUAUGUCUAUCAAAGUAUAUUUGCUGGAAAGCUGCAACAUAUUCAAAAUGAGGAAGUGAUAUUUGGUGCAUUUUCUUUGAUUUUUUGGACUCUCUCUCUCAUUUCUUUGUUGAAGUAUGCUAUUAUCAUGUUGAAUGCAGAUGAUAAUGGUGAAGGGGGAACUAUUGCUUUGUAUUCCCAGCUUUGCAGAAAUGCCAAAUUUUGUUUGCUUCCUAACCAUCAAGCAUCUGAUGAGGAGCUUUCUGCAUAUCACAAGCCUGGUUGUUCAAAUAGAAGUAUACCACCGUCACCUCUGAAAAAAUUUGUUGAGAAACACAAGAGGUCAAAACCGGCGCUGCUUCUUUUUGUUUUAUUGGGUGCUUGUAUGGCAAUUUGUGUUGGUGCACUCAUGCCUGCCAUUUCAGUUCUCUCAUCAGUUGAAGGUCUGAGGAUCGAAGCAAAGAUUACAGACAACAGUAUGAUACCUUUUAUUUCUUGUGUUCUGCUGGUUGGACUCUUUGUUCUGCAACACCGUGGUGCCGACAAGGUUGCCUUCAUGUUUCCUCCCAUAAUGAUCUUAUGGUUACUGUCUAUUUUCGCGGUUGGCAUUUACAAUGUAAUCACGUGGAAUCCAAGAGUAUAUAAGGCUCUUUCUCCAUAUUAUAUAUACAAGUUCUUUUCAGUUACAGGAAAAGAUGGAUGGGCCAAUCUAGGAGGAGUGUUUCUGUGUGUUACGGGGACUGAAGCUAUGUUUGCAGACCUUGGGUACUACAGACAAGCACCUAUAAGGGUUUCAUUUUGUUGUGUCGUUUAUCCAUGUCUUAUUCUUCAGUAUAUGGGACAGGCUGCUUUUCUUUCAAAGAAUUUAUCUGCGGUGCCCAUAAGCUUUUAUGCUUCUAUUCCAGAUAUCCUAUUCUGGCCAGUAUUUGUGGUGGCAGCUUUGGCAGCAAUAGUUGCAAGUCAGGGUGUCAUCUCUUCAACAUUCUCAAUUGUCCAACAAUGUCAUGCAUUUGAAUGUUUCCCUCGUGUUAAAGCAGUGCAUUCCAGAAGGUGGAUUCAUGGUCAGACAUAUAUUCCUGAGAUAAAUUGGGUACUUUUGAUAAUUAGCCUGGUUAUGACAGUUGGUUUUGGAGACAAGAACCAUAUAGGAUAUGCUUAUGGGAUUGCGAGUCUGAUUGUGAUGUUUGUGACCACAUGGUUGAUGUCACUAGUCAUCAACAUUGUAAGGCAUCAAAGUCUUCUACUUGCUAUAGGAUUUGUUUUAUUUUUUGGUUCAAUUGAGGUUCUCUUCCUUUCGUCUUACUGCAUGAAAAUCCCAAAAGGUGGUUGGGUUCCACUUGUGCUCUCUGCACUCUUUAUGGUUGUUAUGUACGCCUGGCAUUAUGGUUCAAGGAAAAAAUAUUUAUUUGACAUGCAUAACAAAGUUUCAAUGAAGUGGAUCCUCACACUGGGUCCUAGUCUUGGGAUUGUUAGGGUUCCGGGACUGGGGCUUAUAUAUACUGAAUUGGCUACUGGAAUCCCUGCCAGUUUUACCCAUUUCUUAACAAAUUUGCCAGCUUUUUACCAAGUGGUUGUUUUUGUCUGUAUUAAGACCGUACCUGUGCCUUCUGUGCCCCAUAAGGAACGUUACCUAAUUGGCAGAGUAGGUCCCAAAUCUUUUAGAUUAUACCGGUGCAUUGUUCGUAAUGGCUAUAAAGAUGUCUACAGCCAUGAAAAUGAUUUUGAAAAUGAGCUGGUAAUGAGUAUAGCAGAAUACAUUCAAUUGGAAGCAGAAGGUUGUUCUGGAAGCCAGGAGGGUUCGGUGGAUGGCCGGAUGGCUGUGGUUAGGACAUCAGGUAAGUUUGGGACAAGAUUGCUAAUGUCAGAAUCUGCAUCUGGAUCUGAAGAAGGCAGCAGUACAAGUCUUCCUGGGGCUUUGACUGUUACUAGUAGCAAAUCCCCUGCACUGAAGAAGCUGCAAUCCAUGUAUGAGCAAGAAUCGCCCGAACUCAACAACAGACGCCGGAUUAGGUUUGAGUUGAUCAAUACAAUAUACAAAGAUCCACGAGUUAAGGAAGAACUCAUGGAACUUGUUGAAGCUAAACGUGCUGGAGCAGCAUAUGUAAUAGGUCAUUCUCACGUGAAGGCCAAGUGGAACUCAUCAUUCUUAAAGCAGUUCACCAUCAACCUUUAUUCUUUCCUCCGGAAAAAUUGUCGCUCUCCUGCUGUAGGCCUAAACAUUCCUCAUAUUUGUCUCAUUAAGGUUGGAAUGAAUUACCAUGUCUAGUUCACGUUUAUGACGAGAUCUUGACUGAGGAUGUAAUUUAUGCAAGCCAUGACAGGAAUCCCCUUGUGCUCCAACGACAGGCAUGGUUAUGCUACUCUAGCAGCUGCAACUUAAAUGGAUGUUGCUCAAGAAUCUCCCAUUGGCAUGCUUGAAGAUAGCAGCAUCUAUUGUCAAGAUGUUAUGAUUUUGUGAUGGUGCUGACAAGGUAUGUAAAUGACUAAUUUGUUGGACGGUAAGGAGUUUCUUGGAGCUCCUGUCUGUAUAUGUACCUGUUUAUUGAGUUUGAGCUUUCCAAAUCGUAGUUGAGAUUGGGAGUGAAGUUCGAUUUCAUUCAGUAGUUUGCAUGUCGGCAUCUACUGCUGCCUUCGCACUUACAAGGUACUUUCUUUUGGUCGUUUUUUGUAAUCUUCAUCGCUCGAAUAAUUAAAUGAUACGUACUAAGAAUGACGCCAUGCAAGAAAUACAGACGUGAUAAGCAGCAUUCAGUGGAUAUGAAUUUUGGCUGUAUUUAUUUAUUAAUUUUAA